AUGCGUUUCUCCAUCCUCGCUCUCGCCCUAGUGGGCCUAGUCGCCGCUGCUCCAUUUGCCAUGGAAGAAGCCAAAGCCGUGGACACUACUGGUACUCAAGAAAAGGCGGCAGACUUCAGAGGCUCAGGUCUUAACAACGGUGGAUACAUCAACGGCGGGUACGGUGGAUACAACAACGGCGGAUACGGUGGAUACAACAACGGCGGAUACGGUGGAAUCAACAACGGCGGAUACGGUACCGGAGGCUACGGCGGGUACGGUGGAUACAACAACGGCGGGUACGGCGUCGGAGGCGUCGGAGGCGUAGGAGGCGUAGGAGGCGUAGGAGGCGUCGGAGGCUACGGCGGGUACGGUGGAUACGGCGGGUACGGUGGCUACCCCAACGGAGGAGGCUACGGCAGCGGCGUCGGACCCUACAACUAA
Messenger RNA from Lecanosticta acicola, 423 nucleotides. The record is from the annotation of a GenBank genome assembly. NCBI's taxonomy places the organism in Eukaryota, Fungi, Ascomycota, Dothideomycetes, Mycosphaerellales, Mycosphaerellaceae.